AUGGCCAAAAGUGGAGAAUUCGCUGAAUUUGUUGCCGAAUAUGUCGUUAAACAGGAAUCUCAAGAAAUUGAUGAGAAAGAACUGCAAAUUCUGGCAAAACUGAAACAAACAGUAAAACCAUUGAUUGAAAAGCAAUUGUCCGUCAGAUCUAAUGACAGCGAUUCUGAAUCACAAAAUGUGUCAAAACAUGUGUCUAUAAGCGACCCAAAUACAGAGAAAACAUCUGAAGUAGAAAUUCUUGAAGAAAAGUCUGAAAAAAAUAGUAAUACAAAACCUAAUGAUAAUAAUGAAGAAGAAUUGUCUGAUGAAAGUAAAGGCAAACUCAUAGACAAAGAAGUGUCGGCCAAAGGAGGCAUCAAAAUGAGUGUCUAUAAGCAAUACUUCGGUCUAAUCGGCGCCUGGAGUUUGGUUACAAUAUUCGUGGCCUUCAUUGCGUCAAACAUCGCGAGCGCGGCGUCGGGUCUAUGGCUGAGCGAGUGGUCAAACGACGCGCUAAAACCACGCGUUGGCAACGGAACAGAUCUACGGGUGUAUCGGCUCGGGGUCUACGCCGGCAUCGGUGGGGCCGAAGUGAUUGCCCUCAUUAUCGCACAGUUAUGGCUACGGAUACGGUGUAUGCGAACCAGUAAUCAAUUGCACGACCAGAUGAUCAGGCGUGUGGUUCGGGCGCCCAUGUCUUACUUCGAUGGAAUCGACACUUUGGAUGGUUAUGUGAUCUAUGUAUUGGAUUUAACGUUCAUUAACUUCUUUAUGAUGACACAGUCGCUGAUAAUUAUAUCAUUUGAGACACCAUUAGUACUGCUGGCCAUCGGACCCAUUAUUAUAGUGUAUAUCGUAUGCCAACGGAUUUACAUCUCGAGCUCCCGACAAAUCAAACGCAUUGAAUCCGAGACCCGAUCGCCGAUUAUAAGCUAUUUGAGUGAGACUUUCAACGGAACGGCAAGUAUUAGGGCGUUUGACGCCGACCACUGGUUUGUCCGGCAGUCGUACCGACGGCUCGACGCCAACAAUCAAUGUGUUUAUUUGGAUUCUUGUGGCGAACAGUGGCUAAAGAUUAGGCUCGAGUUCUUGGGCUCAUUAAUAGUGUUUGUGUCAACCAUGUCUGCCGUGAUCUUCAGGGAUCAGUUGUCGCCCGGUUUGGCAGCGCUAGUAAUCAACUACUCUUUGAAUAUAACCUUAAUUUUAAGCGCAUUUGUAACUUAUAUCAGUCAUACCGAUAAAGCUAUGGUUACCGUUGAAAAGUGUAUGGAAUUAACACAAACUCCUCAAGAAGCCGAGUGGUAUAAUGAGAAGACCAAACCCGCGGACAACUGGCCGACAAUGGGUUGCAUUGAGUUCACAGACUAUUGCACUAAAUAUAGAGAGGGUUUAGAUUUAGUGCUCAAAGAUAUAGCAAUUGAUAUGAAAGGCCGACAAAGGGUUGCGAUCGUCGGCCGCACCGGCGCUGGAAAGUCGUCCCUCGCGUUGGCUCUCUUCAGACUCAUUGAGCCGACGGCCGGAACCGUUACCAUCGAUGGCGUCGACUGCUCUACCAUUGAGCAGUCGACGCCAUCGAUGGUAACGGUUCCGGCCGUCGGCUCAAUGAGUCUGAAGAGAGCCAACGCGAGGGACGACUUUCCAGCGCCGGUGCGGCCGACGAUCGCAACCCUUUGUCUGCCUUUCAUAUCAAUUGCUAUAUCUUUGAGCACUAAAUCCAAACCAAAUCUAUAUUUAGUGCAAUAG
This is a messenger RNA of Medioppia subpectinata, 1722 nucleotides long. Lineage: Eukaryota; Metazoa; Arthropoda; Arachnida; Sarcoptiformes; Oppiidae. The record is from the annotation of a GenBank genome assembly.